AUGGUGAAAGGUACAAUAUCGAUAUUUUGCGCUGUGAGGAGCGCGCGGACUGUCAUGACGACAUAUACGCGAAUAAUUCUUUUUUGUGCCAUAUUUGUGUACGUUAAUUGCCAAGUUAGAGAAGGGGAGGAGUUCGUUUGUCCGGAAGGAACACAGGGGAAUGGAAAUUUUGCAGAUCCAGCGACAUGCAAGCGUUUCUAUCAGUGUGUCGACGGCUACCCAUAUACGAGUAGAUGUCCUCCAGGACUCUAUUUCGACGAUAUUAGCAAGUUUUGUACAUUUCAAGCCGAGGCACGAUGCGGUCCCAUUCCUACAACACCAGCUCCAAUAACAGAAACGCCUUUAGACCUAGCUACUAAAUGUGAUCAAGCAGAAUGUCAGCUACCUUACUGUUUUUGUUCUAAAGAUGGUACCUUAAUUCCGGGGGGUUUAGACCCUGAUAGUACACCUCAAAUGAUUAUGUUGACUUUCGACGGCGCUGUUAAUUUGAAUAACUUUGAAACGUACAAAAAAGUGUUCAGCAAAAACUUACUUAAUCCAAACGGUUGUCCGAUCCGAGGAACUUUCUUCCUUUCACACGAAUACAGUAAUUACGCUAUGGUUCAAGCUCUAGCUCACGAUGGACACGAAAUUGCUACUGGAACAAUUUCUCAGCAACAAGGUCUACAAGAUAAGGGCUAUGAGGAAUGGGUUGGUGAAAUGAUAGGUAUGAGGGAAAUACUCAAGAAAUUCGCAAAUGUAUCUCGCACUGAAAUUGUCGGAGCCAGAGCACCCUUCCUCAAGCCUGGCAGAAACACGCAGUUUAAGGUGUUGGAAGACUUUGGAUACAUUUACGAUAGUUCAGUAGGUGUACCCCCACUCACGGUACCAGUUUGGCCGUAUACUUUGGAUUACAAGAUACCCCAUGAGUGCAAGUCAGGCACAUGCCCUACAAAAUCUUUCCCAGGUCUGUGGGAGGUACCCUUCAACGCGCAUUAUAUUGACUCCUUUGAGGGUGGACACUGCCCCUAUUUGGAUCAAUGCGUAUUAUUCAACUACGACGCGGAUGAGGUAUUGGAAUGGUUGCAAGAGGAUUUCAACAGGUAUUAUGAGCAAAACCGAGCUCCGUACAUGAUGCCGUUCCACACAAACUGGUUCCAAACUAAAGCGCUCGAGCAAGGCCUUCACAAGUUUCUCCGUUGGGCGGCUAAUUUGAAUGACGUGUGGAUUGUAACAGUGACACAAGCUUUGACCUGGAUCACUGAACCGAAACCUUUAAACGCACUUAAUAAUUACGAGGCUUGGAAAUGCGAUAAAAAGGAUCUGCCACCAGCACCUUGUAAUUUACCUAACAAGUGCGCCCUUUCCUUUAAAAAUCCUGACACUAAUUUCUCUGACACAAGAUAUAUGGAGACUUGCAGCGAGUGCCCUCAUAAAUACCCAUGGCUGGGAGACUCUGGUGGUACUGGCAUACCGGGCAAGGAUAAUUACAUACCCGACAACCUGAAGAGAAAGUAG
Messenger RNA from Parnassius mnemosyne (clouded apollo), 1497 nucleotides. The record is from the annotation of a GenBank genome assembly. NCBI's taxonomy places the organism in Eukaryota, Metazoa, Arthropoda, Insecta, Lepidoptera, Papilionidae.